Molecule: messenger RNA, 1305 nt
Organism: Penicillium paradoxum
Lineage: Eukaryota; Fungi; Ascomycota; Eurotiomycetes; Eurotiales; Aspergillaceae
Product: NAD(P)/FAD-dependent oxidoreductase
Exons: 1
Coding region: 1-1305 (434 amino acids)
Cellular component (GO): cytoplasm
Molecular function (GO): oxidoreductase activity
Source: RefSeq, a predicted model, not a curated record
AUGCUCUCCACACUAAACAUUGCCCAAUUAAAUACCAAUCCCCCGGCUCGCCGAAUCAUUAUCGUCGGGGGAGGCAUCGUCGGCGCAGCACUCGCAUUCCAUCUUUCCAAGGCCGAGACUGAAAAUCACAUUAUACUCAUCGACAAAAGCCUAGAGACCCUAUUGGGUUCCACCGGCCAUGCUCCUGGAUUCAUUGGCCAACUCAACGAGUCGGCUGUCUUGACUCGGUUGGCUAAAGAUACCGUCCUGGACUACCUCACCAUUCCAGGCGGCUUUGAAACCGUCGGCGGUCUGGAGCUCACCUCUACAGCUGCUGGGCUGGAGAACCUGGAACGUCGACAGAAAACAGCACAGGGCGCGGGUCUUCCUGCGGAGCUUCUUACUCCAGAGGCAGCCGCUUCUCUGGCCCCAGACUUCAUCGACGCGAACUCGAUCAAGCACUGUCUCCAUUUCCCAUUAGAUGGGACCGCAAAUGCAGGCAUCAUUACUUCUUAUUAUGCCAACCGAGCUCGCGCUAGAGGGGUGGAUUUCUUGGAAGCCACCGUAACAGGCUUUGCAACUAAGAAGGACGACGAAACCUCAAAGAUAGCGACUAUCAAGACUGCGAGUGGAGAUAUCAACUCGGAAGGCAGUAUUGUCAUUCUCGCCACUGGCAUUUGGACAUCUUUCUUGGUUUGCAACGACAAUGCCCCUGUUACAGAACUCCCAAUCCCUAUCGUCCCCGUCGCACACCCUUACACCUUUACUCCGCCUCGGGCUGAACGUGUCGGUACCCCGUACCCAUUCGUUCGCUGGCUAGACCAUCACGUCUAUGCAAGAGACCACGGCAAUCGAGACGGUCUAGGCACUUACGAUCAUCCCCCGAUGCAACUUGAUCCCACUGAGAGCGCGAUCGGAGCCUGGCCAUCAAGCUUUGACCAAGUGCUGUCGGACGCCUGUUCGAACUUGAAGAACGGAAGUGAGUUCCAGGUCCAGGGACGAAACGCAGACCCGGCAAAGCCUUGGGUAGCGGACAAGCCAUUUAAUGGGAUCUUCUCUGUCACGCCUGACAACUUGCCCUUCGCUGGUCGGGUUCCCGAUGUUGCAAAUCUAUGGCUUGCCGCUGCUAUUUGGGUUACCACUGCUGCUGGUACUGCUAAGCUAUUGGCAAGAGAGAUCCUCAAAGAUAGUGAGGAUUCGACAAGUUCAGAGGACAAGGUUCUUCUGGAUGCCUUGAAUCCCGCACGUUUCAAGGGUGUUGAGGCGGAUUUGCUUCUGCGGCAAUCAUUGUCGAAAUACAAUGAUAUCUAUAACCGAGAGGUUUAG